Aspergillus ruber CBS 135680 is the source of this 2090-nucleotide messenger RNA. Its product is annotated as MFS general substrate transporter. Lineage: Eukaryota; Fungi; Ascomycota; Eurotiomycetes; Eurotiales; Aspergillaceae. Gene Ontology annotation, biological process: transmembrane transport. Gene Ontology annotation, cellular component: membrane. The coding region runs from base 241 to 1833 and encodes 530 amino acids. Gene Ontology annotation, molecular function: transmembrane transporter activity. The record is from RefSeq and is a predicted model, not a curated record. The transcript is spliced from 3 exons.
CGCUCCGAGAGGAAUGUAAGGCCGGAUUCAGCCAGUCUGAGUCAGAACCGAAUAGAACAAAGGAAAAGGAAAAGCGGCCACAGCCCCAAUAGGCCAAAUACGGGACAAAGGGGGCCCUCAGUCUCACUGACUCAAUGAUUCAUCAUCGAUGACUGAUUAGCCUUCCUGGAUCCCUCAGAGCAAGUAAAUACAACUACUACCCUUGACUUCUUGACCCGACCCUGGUAUCUACCUUCUGAGAUGCAGCAAGAUCGGAUAUCGUUGGAGACAGCCAAUGGCUUCCCACGAGACCAUGUCGUCAACGGUGCCAUCUGUGAUGACGAAAAACAUGUCAGAGAAAAGCCAGAGUGCCUCUCUGGUAGUGACGGUGAGGAGUUGGAGAAAAAGCCCAAGCACGCUCCGUUGGUAAUCUUCUGCAUCUCCUGCAUAACGUUCAUCAGCUGCUACCUGGGUGGCCUUGUCACGAUCUCCGUCCCCCAAGUAGCCAGAGACCUGAAUCUAGACCCGGGAAUGGAAUUAUGGCCUGUUUCCAUGUAUGCCUUGUCCACCGGCUGUACACUGCUCAUCUUCGGUGCGGUGUCAGACGCCGUGGGUAGUAGGCUGAUUUUCCUACUCGGCUGCUUCUUUCAGAGUAUAUUCUGCAUGGCAUGCGGUCUUGCACAAAAUGGUUCUCAAUUGAUUGUUUUCCGUGUCAUUUCCGGUUUAGCUACCGCCAUGUGCUUGCCAUCCGCCACGAGUAUUAUUUCUGAGAACUUUUCGCCAGGAAAGCUCCGCAACCUCGCCUUCUCUUUCAUGGGUGGUGGGCAGCCUAUUGGAUUUGGUGUCGGGAUUUUAGUUGGAGGUGUUCUCACUGAUACUAUCGGCUGGCGCUGGGGCUUCCAUACUGCUGCGAUUGCUAAUACAGCCGCUUUCUUGUUGUCUUGGUGGCAGUUACCACACACAAAGCAAGGCGGAAUCAACUGGCACUCUCUCAUUUUUGGCAUUGACUGGUUCGGCGCGAUCAUCAUAAGCACGGCUUUGGCGCUCCUGUCAUUAGCGCUGGCGGUUAUUUCUGGAGACGCAAACAGCAUCCGCCAGGCGUCCACCAUAGCAUAUUUUGCUGUCUCCGGGGUAUUGCUGAUCUGCUUUGUCCUCUGGCAAGAAUUCCAGGAGCGGCGAGACAAGCCGACUCUAAUCCGUAACUCGUUAUGGAAGAAUGUCGCCUUUAGUUCAAUUUGUGCCAAUGUCUUCAUUAUUUGGGGUGCAUUCAACGGAUUCGAGCAAAUCAUCAACUUCUUUUUCCAGAAUGUUCAGGAGCUCUCUGUAAUCCAGACAGCUAUUCGCUUUAUUCCCACUCCAGUCACCGGUCUCCUAAGCGCUCUCGUUACCGGGCUGAUUCUUCAUUGCGUCCGCGCGGAUGGUAUUAUGAAUAUCACCACUAUCAUCUCCUGCAUCUCCCCGCUGAUAAUGGCUCUCGUGGACCCGAACUGGACCUAUUGGCGAUGUGCAUUCGUGGCUAUUAGUCUCAACUCCAUUGCUGCAGACUCCUUGUUCACUGUCUCCAAUAUCAUGAUUGCAGGGGUGUUUCCUCCUGAAACGCACGGUCUAGCAGCGGGUGUAUUCAACACAGUCUCGCAGAUCGGGAAGAGCUUUGGCCUUACUUUUGUGGAGCUGAUUGCCAACGUUGUCAGCGAUAACAAGGCGAGUCCUGAAGAGAGGAACAGACCGGAAGGGUUGAUGGUCGGCUACCGAGCAGCCUUCUGGCUUCUUUUUGCGAUGAACAUCCUCAGUCUGAUCAUCGGGGCUUUUGGGCUGAGGAAGGUGGGGAAUAUAGGGAAGAAGAAAUCACAAUAGUUACAUAUCCCGUGGGGAGUAGUCGAACGCAAUCGCGUUCAAGGUGGGACUGUUGAUAGGCUGGCCAGAAAUUUUUAUGUUCUAUUUCAAGGUACACUCCUGUAUUCAAAUUAGAAUCUGUCAUCAAUCCGGUUCAAUACAUUGGUAAGGUACAAUGGCAGACCAAAAGAUGGAUCCAUCUAAAGCUUUCCGUAUAGCUGCAAGAGCAAGCGUUCCAUUUUAAAUACAAUCAGACAUAUGCUUACAUACUCAUUAAU